Molecule: messenger RNA, 2075 nt
Organism: Cladophialophora immunda
Lineage: Eukaryota; Fungi; Ascomycota; Eurotiomycetes; Chaetothyriales; Herpotrichiellaceae
Product: 3-isopropylmalate dehydrogenase
Exons: 2
Coding region: 392-1774 (460 amino acids)
Biological process (GO): L-leucine biosynthetic process
Cellular component (GO): cytosol
Molecular function (GO): 3-isopropylmalate dehydrogenase activity; magnesium ion binding; NAD binding
Source: RefSeq, a predicted model, not a curated record
CAACACUCGAGGUUUGGGGAAGUCUUUGCCAAAGCCUCUGAGCUCUUCGUGCGCUUUUCUUCUUUUUUCUUGCCAUCUCGGGCUAUUACGUUUCUGGAGAGAGAGAGAGAGAGAGAGAGAGAGAUUUCGUUUUAGGAACCUUACCUAGAUAUCCUCAGUCCAUUGUUCUCCGCCGUGCGCAGAACAGGCACUCGGUCCAAUAUCCUGGUAGAAAUCACCAAGCCGCCUCGAAUAAGUUGCAAGAAAAGAUCUCAGACGCCGUGGUUGCGAAUAGGCACCAUAGCCGUUUUUCAGGAGGAGAGGAUUCGAGCCUCAGCCCUUGACUGCUCUCCAUUUCUACCGCACCGGGUUUCAAACGCGCUUCCGCUACUCUAAACCAGUUACAUCAACCAUGGCUGCCCCGGUCCUCGAGUCCAGCGCCUCAAACCCCUCGACCGCCUCUCCACAGACAUUCCGCAUCCUCGUCCUCCCCGGCGACCAUGUCGGGCCCGAAGUCAUGGACGAGGCACUGCGCGUGCUGGACACGGUCGAAAUCACCUCCCAGGGCCGGCUCAAGUUCGAGUUCAACCACCAGAUCUGCGGCGGAUGCAGUAUCGACAAGCACGGCACGCCCAUCACGGACGAGGUGCUGAGGAUCGCAAAGGAAGAGAGUGACGCCGUGUUGUUUGGGAGUGUGGGCGGACCGAAAUGGGGAACUACCUAUCCGAACCCAGAGUCUGGCCUCCUCCGCCUGCGCCAACACCUGGACGCAUUCGCCAACAUCCGCCCGUGCACGUUCUACUCCCGCUCCCUGAUCCCGCUUUCGCCCUUGAAACCCUCCAUCGCCGAGGGCACGAACUUCAUCCUGCUCCGCGAGAACUGCGGCGGCGCGUAUUUCGGCCCCAAGGUCGAAGAGGCCGACUUCGCCAGCGACUCGUGGGCGUACGGGCGGAAGGAGAUCGAGCGCUGCGCGCGGGUCGCCGCGGCGCUGGCCACGACCAUGGGCAAGGACGGCAAGGGGACGGGGACGUGCCCCGAGGGCCCCGCGACCGUGUGGUCCAGCGACAAGGCCAACGUGCUGGCCUCGGGCCGGCUGUGGCGCAAGGUCACCUCGGAGGUCUUCGCCAACGAGUUCCCCCACGUCGAGCUCAAGCACCAGCUGGCCGACAGCCUGUCGAUGCUGAUGGUCAAGAACCCGCGCAUGUUCAACGGCGUCAUCCACACGGACAACACCUUCGGCGACAUGCUGUCCGACCAGGCCGGCGGCGUGGUCGGCACGCUGGGCGUGCUGCCCAGCGCCAGCCUCUCGGGCAUCCCCGACGGCAAGACGCGGUGCAACGGCAUCUACGAGCCCGUGCACGGCUCCGCGCCCGACAUCGCGGGCAAGGGCAUCGUCAACCCGGUCGCCCAGAUCCUCUCGGCGGCCAUGAUGCUGCGCUACUCGUUCAACCUGGCCGCCGAGGCCGCCGCCAUCGAGGCCGCCGUCGAAAAGGUCCUCGACGGCAAGGACCUCGGCGGCCUCGAGAUCCGGAGCGGCGACCUGGGCGGCACCGCCUCGACCAAGGAGGUCGGCGACGCCGUGUGCUCGGUUCUCGAGGAGCUCCUGAUGGGCAAUUCCACCGGGAUCCCGGAGAAGGUGAACGGCGACGCUUCCACCAUCGGCCCAAACGCUACGGCUGGCCAGACGACGACGACGACCACCAUUCCGACACACGCAAAGGACAAUAAAAAGUGGGAAGAGAAGUUGGAGAAGGAGGGCGUACCUACAGGUCCGAGGGAGGCAUUGGCUCUGUGAGUUUGGUGCUACCAAAAAAGGGGGAAUUGUCUAAGAGAGUCACCAUCUCAUGUUCAGGGAUGGGGGCCUCCACCUGGAGUGUGACGCGUUGACUGUGCUACUUUUCAAACUCGACCGUUUCCUUGGUACUCCCUUGGGGGGUGAUAUUAGACCGCAUGGUAUUUUUCUGAUUCUAGGGUUAGGGUUAGGGUUCGCUUCUUGCACGAGCCUAGACAACUUCCACAUUGUUGCUGAAGAAAGCAGCUUGCUCCUGUGUGCUUCUAGUUUUCGGGCGGCCGCACUAGCAAAGAGUGGUGGGCAC